AUUAGUUGGGUCGCCAUUGUUGUGGUUUUGUAAUAUUUGCUAUUAGAACCCAAUAAUAUCAAAAACCAAGUUAAUUAUCCAGAUUUUCGGCUGAUUAGAAUUGAAAAUGUUCAAUUGUUUUAUACCCUAAGAUGUUGUUAACAGUUGUUUCCCAUAAAUAUCUUUACAGCAUUCAAUACUGAACUCUAUGUAUGGAGAAUGUUUUCAGGCAUCUAAAAAAUAAAAAUUAAUUAAAAAUAAUUAUAUUAACAAGGGAACACUUAAGUUUUAGUGUCUUUGUUCACUGAACUACUUAGUGUAAUAUGUUCCUGUAGGCCAAUUAUUUAAGGUCAUAGAUCUAUCGCGCUGUGUACAUAAAGCUAAACAAAAUGAAUAACUUAUUUGAUCACGAGGAUGAAAGCAGUUGGUACUUUGGUGCCAUCAACAGGCAGGAGGCUCAAGACCUUCUUAUGGCGGAAAAGGAAGGAGGGGUGUUUUUAGUUAGGGAUAGUACAACUUCCGUGGGCGACUUCGUAUUAUGUGUAAAGGAAGACAGUAAAGUUAGUCAUUAUAUUAUUAAUAAAAUGCAGAGUAAUGAUCAGACGAAUUUUCGUAUUGGGGAUCAAUAUUUUAAAAGUUUAACAGAACUAGUAUCUUUCUACAAGCUUCAUUACUUAGAUACCACACCUCUUAUCAGGCCAGCAAAGAAAAAAUUGGAAAAAGUCAUUGCUAAAUAUGAUUUUGAGAGUAACGAGAAGGACGACUUAAGUUUUAAAAAAGGUGAUAUUUUAACAGUGCUGUUUAAAGAGGAAGAACAGUGGUGGAGGGCAAAAGAUAAAAACGGCAGAGAAGGGUGUAUACCCGUUCCGUAUGUUCAAAAGCUUGAAGAAAGUUCUUCACCGGUUGAUGCUUCAACAAGACUUCCAGAGGGACCAGUCAGUAGCAUUCCUGAGUCGAAACCUAAACCCAAACCGCGGAAACUACCAGCAAAAGCCCGAGUUAAACAAGUGAGAGUACCAAAUGCUUAUGACGACACUGCAUUGAAGCUAGAAGUCGGCGACAUUAUCAUAGUAACGAAGACCAACAUUAAUGGACAGUGGGAAGGUGAACUAAAUGGUAAAGUUGGAUAUUUCCCUUUUACACAUGUAGAAUUCUUAGAUGACGAUAGUGGGAGUUAGUAAUUCUAUGGCAGGCUGUACAAUGGUUGUUUCACUCUUGUAAUCCUGUAAUUAAUCUAUAGCUUUCUGCGUAUAUACAGACAGUUCUAAUAUACGACUAAUUGAAAUCGUGAACAUAUUGUACACAUAUACAUUAUUUGAAACUUGUCACCAUCACGGAAGACUGCAUGCAAUGUCCAUUAUCUUAACUGUGAGCAAAAGACUGCUGGUGAAGUACUUACUGAUUGGUUCAGUAUCAUUAUGCGACCAGCUACUUACUUCAAUUUUUACUCAAAUAAUUAAAUUUCGGCAUCGAAUGUGUUAAAUAAUAUUUCUUGCAGAUUUUAUGAUCUAAGGCGGUAUCAUGCACUUACUUUUACAUAAUAAAUGCGAUAUGAUUCAUAUAAAUACGCACUUUUUACAAGUUACUUAAAAUAAUUUCGAAUAUUUAUGAAUCGAUCAUAUAACCUUUAGAAAAAGCUGCUUAAAUUGAUUCACGUUGGGUGACAAGUGGUCUAAACAUAAUAAAUUAUUGCUUAGAACAGCUACGACGUUAUUAAAUAUGCUUGUAUUAUAAAAUUUUAUGCAAUUAUUCUAGUCGAAGCAAAUUAUCAUAUUUGUAUAAGCUGAGUGAAAUAACUGACUGCCAUGGUGAAAAUAAGUUUUGGAGAAUUUGUAUUAUAUUGUUGAUGAUGUCAUAAAUACUCAGAUACGAAAGAAAAGUUUUAAAAUAAACUGUCCCAAGCACAUGUGAAGAUUAACAAUUUAAUUACUUAAUUGUUUUUAAAUUUAUAUUUUAACUGUACAUUAAUCAUUUGUAAUUUUGAGCGUACUAAGUAGUAUUUGAUGAUUUAUAGUAUUGCGAUCAAUUUUACUGAAAUUCAGUUUUCCCCUGAUGUUUUUGUGCUGUGAAGUAUUUUAAAUUUGGGAACACUGGCCUACAUAUAUAUCGUUUAUUCUAAAAUUGGUAAAUUUAAUUACCAUCUAUAGUUGGGAUUUCAGAUACUUGCUAUUGUAUUUACAUAUGCCUCGAAUUCACUUUAUUUAAUACUAACAACGUCCCAGGUAUUCAAUUAUUUAUGAAAUUUUAUGUAUAUUUGCGCAGUUAUAUUGUAAACAUGUAUUUUUAAGUACAUAUCAUAUUUUACUAUUUUUUCAUCAUGUUUUAUGCGUAUACAUAAUAGAAUAUAUAUUUUAAACUAGUGUAUUAAGAAAUAUAGAAAUCUGUAUACGUUUUAUUGUGUAUUAUGCUAAAAACACAGUUAUUUACAUCUA
Messenger RNA from Dendroctonus ponderosae (mountain pine beetle), 2411 nucleotides. It is a transcript of the gene Crk, whose product is annotated as adapter molecule Crk. Gene Ontology annotation, molecular function: protein binding. The record is from RefSeq and is a predicted model, not a curated record. The transcript is spliced from 6 exons. Bases 369 to 1157 code for a protein of 262 amino acids. Lineage: Eukaryota; Metazoa; Arthropoda; Insecta; Coleoptera; Curculionidae.